AUGGCCGGCUUGUAUUUUGUGCUCUCAAGCUUUUUAAUAUUUUAUUCUAUUUUUGGAGUUAUUUUGGCUCAGAGGAGUCAUCUAAUUAAUUAUGAAGUUCUUAUUAUCGAAGAUGUUUAUGGAUUCGCAAAGGAUGGGCAAUGUUUGGACAGUUAUAAUUCAAUUUUGCAAAUUUGUCUGAGUGAUCGGCAAGUUAAACGAAUAUCGAAAUGUAAAUCGUCGCUGCUAAUCCCGAAGCCUAUGAAACAUAGUGUGGUUUCCUUGGCUUUUCCUACGAAGUUCGCUGUGAUGGAUGUAACAAUGUACAUGGCUAUUUCAUUUAACCUUGGAUUUGAUUUACCUUCAUCGUGUAAGCACAUGAAAAGCGACAAAGCAAACGACAUCUUGUGCUCGAUGUGCUUGACUGAUAAUAACUAUAAUAACAAAAUUAAAUAUUCAUGUGAUCAUUUAUUGCUGUCACAAGAACCUGCUUCUCUUAAUUUGUUGUCGCUAACCAAUUUAAAGCACUGCGGAGUGACCACGGGCUUAGCUGUAAGAUACAAUGGUAUCCAAGCUAGAUUUUAUAAGAUUUUCCUGGCAGUGGGAGCGGUUUUUGGCAGUGGGGAGUGGAGUUUUUCUAUCAGUAAUGUGUGUAGAUAUUAUUCGACGCUACGCAAGAUCAAGCGUUGCAGAUGUCCGUGUAGAUAUUAUGCUAAUACAUCUGCCUCUUUUCAUUGUAUAUUGGAGGGAGAACUUGUUUUUAAGCUUAACCCUGGGCCCACGAAUGUGGUAUCUUUGAAUGCCAAUAUGAACAGUUUACGCCGUAUUGGCACCAUUGUUUCGAGUCGUCCCGAUUAUGGGCUAAUUAAUUCAACAGCAUUACGCCCUCCCGUAUCUGACUUUGUUCGACGCUCGCAGCAGACAAAUCUAAUUAGUAUUGAUUGUUUGCCUCAAAUAUCUGCGAACUGUCACAAUAACUCUCUUAAAUUCUGUCUAGUCAACAGUCGCUCAGUCAGGAAUAAGACCGGAGAUAUCGCUGACUACAUCGUGCAUGAUUGCAAGCCCGAUAUUCUUGCAAUUACGGAAUCUUGGCUGGGCAGGGAUGAUGAUGCGGUACGAGCUGAGUUAUGUCCUGAAGGUUACGAAAUGGAUGAUCACGUGCGUGGCAUGCGUCGCGGUGGAGGAAUUGCCUUGUUGUAUCGAGAUUUUCUUGGUGUGACAAAAGUGGAUGCAGGGAACAAGAAAUCAUUUGAGUUUUCUGAGUGGCUGGUUAACUCAUCGUCUGCACAUCAACUACGUAUUCUUGUUGUCUACCGACCUCCUUAUUCAAGUGAACACAGGAUACCCGUGAGUGUGUUCUUGGCUGAGUUUUUUAGUCAUCUAGAACCGUUGUUACUGUGCAAGGAACCGCUAUUGAUUUGUGGCGAUUUUAACAUACACGUUGACUCCACUGAAGAUCCUGAUUCUGUUAAGUUUUGUGAUCUACUUGAAUCGGUUGGAUUGCGGCAGCAUGUGAAUCAAGCUACCCAUGUUAAUGACCACACCCUUGACUUAAUAAUAACACGUUUUUCGGAUGAUAUUAUGGAUGGCAGACCGGGCAUUGAUCGGUUUAUAUCGGACCAUGCCGCUGUUGUCUGUCAUCUUGCAGCUCCAACGUCAUUGAUAUCGUAUCGAAAAAUAACUUAUAGGAAGUUGAAGUCUGUGGACCGCGAUGUUCUCAGGGAGGAUCUGGCAGCUACAUCACUGUGUACCUCCCGUUAUUGUGAGACGGAAUAUCGGCGAGACGAGAACAGCAUUGACGCUUUGGCACGUGAAUACAACUUAACUCUCAAGAAAUUGACUGAUCGACAUGCUCCACUAAAAACAAAAGUGCUUCGGGCGAGACCAUCUGCUCCUUGGUACAAUGUGGAUAUUGACGCAGCUAAGAGACGACGUAGGAAGGCUGAAAGAGUGUGGCGGAAAAGCAAAUCACUGGCUGACUUUACUGAGUUUAAGUCUUCUAGAAAUCGUGUGACUUAUUUAAUAAACAAAGCAAAGAAAACAUAUUACACUGACUUCAUUUCGGACAACAGUGAAAAUCAAGGUAAGCUUUUCCGUGCGGCAAGUAAACUGUUAACCACCAAGAACGAAUUAAACUUCCCAAAUUAUACCAACAAUACUGCGCUCUGUAAUGAUAUUGGGGAGUUCUUCGUGCGAAAGGUCUCUAAGAUUCGCUCUGAUGUGGAUCGGCCUGUUCUUGAUGAAGAAUCAUGUGCUCCUGUACCCAGUGAUCGUUGCGUGCCAUCUGAUGGUAGUGUUACCCUGGAGUCGUUCCGUUUGCACAGUGAAGAGGAAGUUCGAGCUCUGGUUAUUGCCUCACCCAAGAAGUACUGUGACUUGGAUCCAAUGCCAAUGCCAUUGGUGAUUGAUUGUCUGGAAUUGUUACUACCUAUAAUUACUCAUCUAGUCAAUAGUUCGCUUAUCAAUGGAUAUUUUCCAACUGAUUGGAAAGAGGCUCUAGUAAAACCCCUUCUAAAAAACCCAGGACUAGCUGCUUUGUUCAACCAUCUGCGUCCGAUCAGUAACUUGCAGUUUAUCUCUAAACUAGUUGAGCGAGCAGUUUAUGAUCAGAUCUAUGACCAUUUGAUGUUGCAUGAUUUAUUCCCGGAGUAUCAGUCCGCAUACAGGCAAGGAUAUAGUACUGAGACCGCCCUUCUGAAGGUCCAAAACGACAUACUUUUGAAUAUAUGGAUUGUCAGCAGGUUACCCUUCUUGUUCUUCUGGACCUUAGUGCAGCGUUCGAUACUGUCGAUCACAGCAUUUUAUUUCACCGAUUGGAAACAUCUUUUGGGAUUACAGGAACUGUGCGAAAGUGGUUUGAAUCCUACCUAUCUGGACGAUGUCAGCGAAUAG
Messenger RNA from Paramuricea clavata, 2871 nucleotides. The record is from the annotation of a GenBank genome assembly. Lineage: Eukaryota; Metazoa; Cnidaria; Anthozoa; Malacalcyonacea; Plexauridae.